UAUCGAAAUAUCAACAAUGGCCGAGGAACAAGAAGGCCAAGUGAAAAUGUUUUGUGGGGCUUGUCCAGACAGCCACUGUGGAAACCUACUAUAUUUUAUGUCUCACGUGAAUUCAGAAGUAGAAUGCAGCGAUUGUGGGCAAAAACAUAACCCGAAUUCGCUUCUGAACGUGAAAGAAUCGACCGACUCGAACUUAGCUGUUGGGAACUUAUUAAAGUCAAUAUUACUUUCCAACACUGCCGCGAAGAAAGGCUCAGAGCUGGUUAAGGUCCGGGGUUUGUCCAAUUUUCAUUGUAAAAUAAUUUCGCCUUUGCUAACGAGCUAUGGCAUGGACAAGAAGACGGGUAAAGCGAAGCUGUUAUCAGAGUUAGGACAGGCUGAAGUUUUUAAUUGUGCUGUCUUUGGUAAUAGGGCCUUCCUUAUUGAGAAAGAGCACUUGGAUACACCCGGGUAUGGAAGGGAUGACACGGGGUCGUUAGGGUACCUCAAUGACACCCUAGGGAUGAUCGAGAAGGCAAAUGGCGGGGACUGUUUGGUACCCUUACAUUCGGACGGCGACGGGCAUUGCCUCGUUCACGCGAUCUCACGAGCGGUCGUCGGCAGAGAGCUACUCUGGCACAGUCUACGACAAAACCUGAGAGACCAUCUACAGCAAGAGAAUGUGAAAUAUCAGGAAUUAUUCAGAGACUUUCUCGACACUAACGAGUGGGAUGAAAUAAUUAACGAGGCGGACCCUAAUUACCACCCACCCACUAACGAACCUUUCGGUUUACGUAAUAUCCAUGUUUUCGGACUGGCAAAUGUUCUGCACAGGCCAAUAAUUUUAUUGGAUAGCUUGGAAGGUAUGCAAUCCAGUGGUGAUUACUCUGGAAUAUUUUUGCCAGUUUUAGUUCCGCCGGAGGAAUGCAAGUCACAAGGAUCAUUAAAUAAACCAUUGGCUAUUGCGUGGAGCAGCUUGGCAAGGAACCAUUAUGUACCUCUCGUCGGGAUCAGAGAUUCUACCCCACCUAAAAUCCCACGCUCACUUUUGCCAAAAGCUUGGGGUGUACCAAAUGAAUUAGUCUCAACUUACAUUGAAUUCGACGAGAAUGGCGGUUGUGAAAUUGGUGGAUCUCGGAGCUUACAGGAUGGUUACGUUCAACGCCUGGUCUCUGCAAUGAAUGAACUUUUCUUUGAAAAGCACGAAGUCUCGCCCGAACUUGUGGCAGAUGUCAAUCAGUUUGUUUUCAAACCUUCAAAUGCAGUUGGUAUUUCAAUCCCUGAAAUUAUUGAAUUUACCCAAAACGCAGUCGAAAGUGAAAGUUUGUUUCGAUGCUUGUCGUGUCAAGCGUUGAAAGAAGUCAAAGAUAUAUGGCCGAGGUCUUGGAGGGAGCCUGGAGGACGGUGGUAUACAAGGGCGCAGGAGUCCAAUGAGGGGCUCAUAGCCAAUGCAGUGUAUAUGUUCACAGAAGCCCAAGGUGUGCAUAUCAUGUAUCAACCGAAAUUUAACAUGUUGAUGCCUGUUUUUAGUGAGGUAAUUUUGUAAGCAAUCUUGUUUUUAAUCGUUUAAGUGGCAAUGUGCCCUACUUCAUUAUUUUACUCUGUCUAAUGCCAGAUGAUUUUACUCAUCAGUGGGAGAAUGCUACCAAUUAAUGGGUUAAUCAGACUAUCUGCCUAUGCACCCUGUGGCAGUGCGCCCUACUUUUAUUAUUGUAAGUGGCAAUGCACCCAGAUGCACCCUACUGUAUUACUUUACUGUCUAAUGCCAGAUUAUUUUACUCUGUCUAACGCCAGACAAUUUUACUCAUCAAGGGGAGAGUGUUUCCACUCAAUGGGUUAAGUAAGGGCCUUCAUUGCUUUGGGUGCCCUUUUUAAGCUGGGGGAAAGCAGGGCAAAGUGCCCCCCCCCCCUCUCAGCAGCCCUGUAGACACUAAUAUGUAUUGUUGCCCACAGGAUCAUGAUUGUUACCUCUGUAAAGGAGUGACUCGUCAAGUUUCUGCCGACGGUUCUGUCAGAUACAUGAAUGGUGAUCGGACAUCAACCCAGUCCAACAAUAGCAAGGGAUGCACAUGUGGUUUUAAACAUUUCUGGGAUGGUAAUGAAUAUGAUAAUGUACCGAAAGUGUAAGUAUGGCACUGUUCAAUUGUUAAACUAAGUGAACUCCUGCAGCAAACUUAUUAAAAGUUGUUUCAACAAAGAUUUUUACAUGCAUAAAAACAUAUAAUCCCUUUGAAUCUAAUGAUGUUACAAUGAUUUUUUGAAUUAGUAUCGAUGUUUCGUUGGAAUGGAAUGGGAAGAAGAUAGAGGAACAAGUCUUUUGGUUUGAUAAUGAAAGUGACCCCAGCCUAAAUUCCAAUGUUUAUGAAAUGGCCACAAGUGUUGUUCAGAAACAUUUUCCUGGCGAGUUUGGAAGUGAGACAGUUGUCAGGAGAGUUGUUGAUAAAAUACUGCGGGAGACUGAGUUAAAGAAGAAUGAGGAAGGUAUGUAAUUAAUGGUAGUGAUGAUGGUGGUUGUGGUGAUGAUGGUGGUGGUGGUUGUGGUGAUGAAACGUAUCCCUAACAAUUGUUCCUUUUAGAAUAUCACUAUAGCGGGAAAUUUGCUAGAUUAAGCGUUAUGAGCACAUAACAAUUGGACUUGGCAGAAGCACUAGGGUGUGAGCAUGUUAUUUCAAUAGGAAAAAACAUUUAAAGUUACCUAAUGCGUCAUGACAAGAACGAUUUGUUUCGCCAUAGUUUUUGCAUAUAUUUAAACCCCAUACUCGGAACACAUGUAAAUUAUG
Paramuricea clavata is the source of this 2759-nucleotide messenger RNA. Lineage: Eukaryota; Metazoa; Cnidaria; Anthozoa; Malacalcyonacea; Plexauridae. The record is from the annotation of a GenBank genome assembly.